This is a messenger RNA of Protobothrops mucrosquamatus (brown spotted pit viper), 7343 nucleotides long. RefSeq names its product coiled-coil domain containing 88A (gene CCDC88A). The record is from RefSeq and is a predicted model, not a curated record. Gene Ontology annotation, molecular function: dynein light intermediate chain binding; microtubule binding. The transcript has 31 exons. Gene Ontology annotation, cellular component: cytoplasm; centrosome. Bases 206 to 6307 code for a protein of 2033 amino acids. Lineage: Eukaryota; Metazoa; Chordata; Lepidosauria; Squamata; Viperidae. Gene Ontology annotation, biological process: cytoplasmic microtubule organization; cytoskeleton-dependent intracellular transport.
GAACGUCCAUGGCCUCACGAUCACUCCGUUUUUGGACGAGGUGGAUAAUGAAAUCUUUGUUGCCACAGCUCUAACUACUUUUGAAUUUUAUUUGGGGACUAGCCAGGGUAUAUUCUUCCUGAAGACGUUGGGCAUUUCACGGAAUUACCGUAAAGAAGAGACUUUUCUCAUUUAAUCUUUUAUAAUUCAGACAUUUUCUUAAAACAUGGAAAAUGAGAUAUUCACACCUCUUUUGGAGGUCUUCAUAUCCAGCCCACUUGUUACCUGGGUUAAGACAUUUGGAUCGUUAGCUGGACAAAAUGCAACCAACUUGGAAGAAUACGUUGCACUUCUAGAUGGAGUUUUCUUAAAUGAAGUUAUGCUGCAAAUAAACCCUAAAGCAGUUAGUCAAAGAAUAAAUAAGAAGGUCAACAAUGAUGGAUCACUUCGAAUUCAAAAUUUGUCUAUUUUAAUAAGACAAAUUAAAUCAUAUUAUCAGGAGACAUUGCAGCAAUUGAUCAUGAUGCCUUUGCCAAAUGUUUUAAUAAUUGGAAAAAAUCCCUUUUCAGAACAAGGCACUGAAGAAGUAAAAAAACUCCUUCUACUUCUGCUUGGCUGUGCUGUUCAGUGCCAGAAGAAAGAAGAAUUCAUUGAAAGAAUACAGAGUUUAGAUUUUGAUGUAAGAGCAGCUGUUGCCGCCCACAUACAAGAGGUAACCCAUAAUCAGGAAAAUGUGUUCGAUCUCCAGUGGAUGGAUGACAAUGCUCUAACACAAGAUUAUAUUGAACCUCUCCUAAAAAACAUGGCAUUGCAUUUAAAACGACUUAUAGAUGAGCGAGAUGAGCAUUCUGAGACUAUCAUAGAGCUUUCUGAAGAACGAGACUCUCUUCAUUUUCUACCUCAUGCAUCAGCAGCACAAUCACCUUGUGUAUCUCCAGGAAUGAAAUGCACUGAAAGCAGACAACACUUAUCAGUGGAAUUAGCAGAUGCCAAAGCAAAGAUUAGAAGGCUUAGACAAGAGCUUGAGGAAAAGACUGAACAGUUGCUGGAUUGUAAGCAAGAACUUGAACAGAAUGAAACUGAAUUAAAGCGACUUCAACAAGAGAAUAUGAGUUUACUUUCGGAUGCCCGAUCUGCCAGAGUGUAUCGGGAUGAACUUGAUGCUCUCAGAGAGAAGGCAAUCCGGGUUGACAAGCUUGAAAGUGAACUCAGCCGAUAUAAAGAAAGGCUACACGAUAUUGAAUUCUACAAGGCUAGAAUAGAGGAGCUAAAAGAAGAUAAUCAAGUAUUACUGGAAACAAAGACAAUGUUGGAAGAUCAGUUAGAGGGAACCCGAGCCCGUUCUGAUAAAUUGCAUGAAUUGGAAAAGGAGAAUCUGCAAUUAAAGGCUAAACUCCACGAUAUGGAGAUGGAACGCGAUAUGGAUCGGAAGAAAAUUGAGGAACUUAUGGAGGAAAAUAUGUCACUAGAAAUGGCUCAGAAGCAAAGUAUGGAUGAAUCAUUACAUUUGGGCUGGGAACUUGAACAGAUAAACAGAUCAUCAGAAAUUUCUGAAGUGCCACAGAAGUCACUUGGUCAUGAAGUGAAUGAACUAACAUCAAGUAGAUUAUUAAAACUAGAAAUGGAAAACCAAACUUUAUUAAAAACAGUAGAAGAAUUACAAAAUGCAAUGGGUUCCGUAGAAGGCAAUAACUCAAAACUAAUGAAAAUGGAAAAAGAAAAUCAAAGGCUAAAUAAAAAGCUUGAAGGACUUAGGAACGAAUUUACUGAAGAGAAACAGAGUCAUCAGAGUAGUCAGAAUCUUUGCAAAGAUCUCAUGAAAGAGAAAGCACAGCUUGAAAAAACGAUUGAAACUUUGAGAGAAAAUUCAGAGAGACAGAUUAAAAUCCUGGAACAGGAAAUUGAACACUUGAAUCAAACUGUCACUUCACUUCGACAGCGUUCACAAAUCAGUGCUGAAGCAAGAGUAAAAGAUAUUGAGAAGGAAAAUAAAAUUCUCCAUGAAUCUAUCAAGGAGACAAGUAGCAAACUGAGUAAAGUAGAAUUUGAAAAGAAGCAAAUGAAAAAAGAGUUGGAACAUUAUAAAGAAAGGGGAGAAAGAAUGGAUGAGUUGGAGAAAGAAGUUCAUCAUCUUGAAAAAGAAAAUGAACUAUUACAGAAAAGGAUUACUAAUUUAAAAAUUACAUGUGAAAAAAUUGAUUCUUUAGAACAAGAGAACUCCAGUCUAGAUGUUGAAAACAGAAAGCUGAAAAAGGCUUUAGACAGUCUGAAAAAUCUCAGCUUUCAGUUAGAGUCUUUAGAGAAAGAGAACGCACAACUUGAUGAAGAAAAUUUAGAACUCAGAAGAACUGUUGAAUCUUUGAAGAGUAACAAUAUCAAGAUGGCUCAGUUAGAAUUAGAAAAUAAAGAACUGGAAAGUGAGAAAGGACAACUACAGAAGAGCCUGGAGCUUAUGAAAACAUCUUUUAAAAAGACAGAACGUUUGGAAGUAAGUUAUCAAGGCUUGGAUACAGAAAAUCAAAGGUUGCAGAAAACCCUAGAAAACAACAACAAAAAAAUUCAACAUCUAGAAAGUGAAUUACAAGAACUGGAGUCAGAAAAUCAAACCCUGCAAAAAAAUCUUGAGGAACUCAAAAUCUCCAGUAAACGUUUAGAAAAAUUAGAAAAAGAGAAUAAACUUUUGGAGCAAGAGACAACCCAGCUGGAAAAAGAUAAGAAACAGCUAGAGAAAGAGAAUAAAAGGCUCAGGCAACAAGCAGAUAUUAUGGAUAACACACUAGAAGAAAAUAAUGUGAAAAUAGGUCACCUGGAAAAAGAGAACAAGUCACUCUUUAAAGAAAUUGGUUUAUGUAAAGAAGCCUCUAUUCGUCUAAAAGAAGUGGAAAAGGAAAAUAAAGAGCUUGUAAAAAGAGCUACUAUUGACAAAAAAACACUUGUCACAUUACGUGAGGAUUUGGUGAAUGAAAAACUGAAGACACAGCAGAUGAAUAAUGACUUGGAAAAGCUUACACAUGAACUUGAAAAGAUAGGUUUAAACAAGGAACGUCUUUUACAUGAUGAGCAGAGUACUGAUGACAGUAAGUACAAACUUUUGGAGUCAAGGUUAGAGUCCACACUGAAGAAAUCACUUGAAAUAAAAGAAGAAAAAAUUGCUGCCUUGGAAGCGCGAUUAGAAGAAUCAACUAAUCUAAAUCGACAGUUGCGCCAAGAGCUUAAGAUAGUGAAAAAGAAUUAUGAAGCCCUCAAGCAAAGACAAGAGGAGGAGAAAAUGGUACAGAGUUAUUCUUCAAAACUUGAUGAAGAAAGUCAGCCUGUCACUAAAUGGGAAAGAGAGAAUCAGGAAACUACUAGAGAACUUUUGAAGGUUAAAGACAGAUUAAUUGAAGUUGAAAGAAAUAAUGCAACUCUGCAAGCAGAGAAGCAAGCCCUGAAAACUCAACUAAAGCAACAUGAGACGCAGAAUAAUAAUUUGCAAGCUCAGAUUUUAGCACUUCAAAGACAGACUGUUUCCUUACAGGAGCAAAAUACAACCCUGCAAACUCAAAAUGCAAAACUUCAGGUGGAGAAUUCAACAAUUAAUUCCCAAAGCACAUCACUUAUGAACCAGAAUGCACAGCUAUUGAUUCAACAAUCAACCUUAGAAAAUGAAAAUGAAUCCAUAAUAAAGGAACGGGAAGACCUGAAGUCAUUUUAUGAUUCUCUAAUCAAAGAUCAUGAAAAAUUGGAACAACUUCAUGAGCGGCAAGCAGCUGAAUAUGAGUCUCUCAUUUCUAAACAUGGAAACCUUAAAUCUGCACAUAAGAAUCUUGAGGUAGAAUAUAAGGAUUUAGAAGACAGAUACAGUGAAUUACUUCAGCAAAAAGUACAACUAGAGGAAUUGGAAAAAGGCCUCAAAGUGGAGCAAGAGAAAAUGCUUCAGCAAAACAAGAAACAUGAAAUGGUAGCAGUGCAAUACAAAAAGCUUUGUGAAGAAAAUGAUAGAUUAAAUCAUACAUACAUACAACUUUUGAAAGAGAAUGAAGUUCUUCAGGUUGAUCACAAGAAUUUAAAAACUUUAUUAAACAGUUCUAAACUAGAGCAAACAAGACUGGAGGCUGAAUUUUCUAAACUUAAAGAACAAUAUCAACAACUGGACAUUACUCACACAAAAUUAAAUAAUCAGUGCGAGUUGCUUAGCCAACUAAAAGGGAACUUAGAAGAAGAAAACAGACAUCUACUGGACCAAAUACAGACUUUAAUGCUACAAAACAGAACACUUUUGGAACAGAAUAUGGAAAGCAAAGAUCUCUUCCAUGUUGAGCAAAGACAAUAUAUUGACAAGUUGAAUGAAUUGAGAAGACAAAAAGAAAAAUUAGAAGAAAAGAUUAUGGAUCAGUAUAAAUUCUAUGAACCAUCUCCCCCUAGAAGGAGAGGCAACUGGAUUACUCUGAAAAUGAGGAAAUUGAUAAAAUCAAAGAAAGAUGUCAACCGAGAACGCCUCAAAUCUUUGACUCUAACACCAACCCGCUCAGAAUCUAGUGAAGGAUUUCUUCAGCUGCCACAUCAAGAUAGUCAAGAUAGUUCCUCUGUGGGCUCAAAUUCACUUGAAGAUGGCCAGAUAGUGGGAACUAAAAAAAGCAGCAUGGUUGCACUGAAAAGACUGCCCUUUUUGAGGAACAGACCGAAGGAAAAAGACAAAAUGAAGGCCUUCUACCGUCGCUCCAUGUCAAUGAAUGACCUGAUGCAGUCCAUGGUCUUAGCAGGAGGACAAUGGAUAGGUAGUUCUGAGCAUCUGGAAGGUCCUGAUGAUAUAUCCACGGGUAAAAGGAGAAAAGAAUUGGGAUCUAUGGCCUUCUCUACUACAUCCAUCAACUUUGCAACUGUCAACUCUGCUGCAGGCUUGAGAUCCAAGCAGUUGCUUAAUAAUAAAGAUGCAACAUCUUUUGAAGAUGUCAGUCCACAAGGAAUUAGUGACGAUUCUAGUACAGGUUCAAGAAUUCAAGCUUCCAGACCGGCCAGCCUUGAUAGUGGCAGAACAUCAACUAGCAAUAGCAAUAAUAAUGCAUCACUGCAUGAUGUCAAAGCAGGUGCAACUAACAACCAAAGCAGGCCUCAAAGCCACAGUAGUGGAGAAUUCAGCCUUCUUCAUGAGCAUGAAGCAUGGUCCAGUAGUAGCAGCAGCCCCAUACAGUAUUUGAAAAGUCACACUAAAUCUAGUCUCCUGCUUCAUCAUACAAUGUCAGAAAAAAUAGAUAAACAAGGAAUGCGGAGAAUUAAAACUGAAUCCCCUGGAAGUGAAAUGGUUACUCUGCAGCAAUUUCUGGAAGAAAGUCAUAAAGUUACUUCAGCAGAGCUAAAGUCUUCAAGCAAAGAUAAUCUUUUGGAUGAAGUAAUGAAAUUUUUUUCGGAGAAUGCUGAAUUAACAGGAAGAGAAAAACUAAGCAAACCCACAUCAGGCAGUAGUGGUAUUGUCAGAUCGCAGAGUGUAAGAAAUACAACAGAAUUAUCUGAUGUAAAGUUAGGUAAGCAAGAGCCUCUUGCAAGGCUCAAUUUAAACAGAACAGAAGAUUCUAAAGAUUGGAACUUUUUAGAGACAUAUGCUGCAGGCACUAAAGGAAAGAUCAGAUCUGCUAAAGAAAAUGUCCAGUCACAGCGACAAUCCAAAGACUGCAAUCCCUAUGCUACUUUACCUCGUGCAAGCAGUGUGAUUUCAACAGCAGAAGGAACUACUCGGAGGACCAGUAUCCAUGAUUUUUUAUCUAAGGACACUAGGCAGCCAAUAUUUGUUGAUCCUUCUCCAGCUACAGCUGAACAAAAUAUUAUAUCAUCUUCGAGUGAGUACAAUCCUCAACAACAAACUUCUAUUUUUUAUUAUGCUCCUGAUAAUGCAGUUAGUUUUUCCAAAAAUGACUUAGCUAAUAUUACUAUACCUGAUAAUUUGAAUAUACCUGAAAGGCUUAGCAAUUCCAGAACAAAGACCAAAUUUAUUACUAAAACAUUUUCUCUCAGUAAUGUAAAUAAUGAUAAAGUGGGUAUAUCAUCUUCAGGCCAUUUUUCUAUGCCAUUUCUGACGCUUAAUACUGAAUUAGUCUGUGAUGUUAGUGGAAUACCUCAAACAUCCAUAACCAAAACAGCUAAAUCAUUUCAUUCAUUGGUGAAAUUGCCACAGAAAGAUCACAAACAACCUUUUGAAAAUCAGAAAUCUGAAAAUGAAAAUAAAAAGGUAGAUAUCACACAGAAUAGCAACAAAUUUAAAAUCCUUGUGCAUUCAGACCCUAAUGAUAGUGAAUCCCCAUUACCAGCUGAUGAAGAUACCCAAACUAUUUGGUAUGAAUAUGGUUGUGUAUGAUAGGCUAUACAGUUAAGUAACUUCCCUGAUAAAGUGUGAAUGGGCUUGAAACGUAGAGCCUGUCUUAUUAAUUAGAUAGAAAAAAAACCUAAGAUUUUUUCCUCAAGUAGGGAUGAAUAACACACCUUUUGUUUCAUAGCAUGUGAAUUCUUAGCACAUGAAGGAAUGUAAAGUUAAAGACAUGCUAAAGUUUGCAUGAAGUAUUAACUGCAAUGUGUGAUUGCUGCAUGCCUCAUCAAAAAUCUUAAUGCAAGCUGAUUUUUUUAUCUUCUAUUUGUUAAAAAUAUGUUAUGGACAUUACUGGAUGCAUGCUAGCCAGUUGCAUGGCACCAUGCCAGAAACAGCAUUUUUAAAGAUACAGUAUAGCAAUUACAACAAUUUACAGCAAUUACUAAUUUUGGGACAGUUUCUCUUCUAUUCAGAUGCUGCAGUUUUAUGUGGAUUAGAUUUUAGGCCCAAUCCAGCUACGUUAAAUUUUGAUUGGUUUAAAAUAAGUAGCAUUGUUUGUUUGUCCAGAAUUUGUUUUAUCACUUUAUAGUUUACAAAUCAGUUGUAUGUGUACACAUCCAGAAAUAAAUCCCACAAAAUAUUUGUUUGGAUUCUUUUUCCCAAAUUAAGUGUGCUUCAUGUUGUAUUGUAGUCAUGUCACCUGACGUGAAUUGAGCCCUUCCUGUUCUUUCCCACUCAGGCUAGUAAAAAAUGUGGAAGGAAGUCUGCAUUGUAGCUUUUAAUUUAUAAUAUAUCCUAAAGAAAUGUCAUAGUCAGAAUAAUUCAGUGUAACCAUCAUUUUUGUACUCAAUGUGUACUCUAAAUAUAAAACAUAUGGCAUAAAGCCUAAAUGGUGGCUCUGGUUUUGUUUAAUGAUAUAUAACAGGCUUGCACAAGUUGCACUGGAAGGACAAACCUGCUUCAUUUCUUUGUUUUUUCUGUUCUUUCUCAUUCCAUGCUUGAAGCACUUAUGUACUCCUGUGAUGUGUUGUCUGUAGGCCUACGUCAGAAUUUUUAUUAUAUAGCAGCAUUAAUUUUGACACUAUGU